UCGGUUUACCGACACCGGAGAAGCGACCAUGCUGUGGAAACUAGUUGAGAAUGUCAAGUAUGAAGAUAUUUACGAGGACCGGCAUGACGGUGUCUCGAGCCACAGCUCGCGCCUGUCCCAGCUGGGCUCGCACGCGGGACCCUACUCCAGUGCGCCCCCGCUGUCUCACGCACCGACCUCGGACUUCCAGCCGCCCUACUUUCCGCCGCCGUACCAGCCGCUCGCUCACUACCAGAGCCAGGACCCGUACUCCCACGUCAGCGACCCGUACACCCUAAACUCGCUGCACCAGAGCCAGCAGAGCGCGUGGGGCGCGCGGCAGCGGCAGGACGCGGCGGUGGAGCGGAUGGAUAGCUCCGCGCUGCUGGCACAACCUCGGGCCUCGCUGUCUCAGCUGUCCGGGCUGGACCCGCGGAGGGACUACGGUGUGAGGCGGCCCGAUGUGCUGCUGCACCCGGGCCUGGACGGGAUGGGAGACGGUCUGCUGCACGGGCUGCACGGCAUGGAGGAUGUUCAGACUCUUGACGACACCAACGGAACGAACAUCCUUGAUCAAUCAGUAAUUAAGAAAGUUCCCAUGCCUCACAAGCACAUGGGCUCCCUGAUGCUCGGGAAGGACGGGCUGAUGGGAGGCAUCACCGUGAGCAUUAACGAGGUGUUCUGCUCGGUACCGGGCCGCCUGUCGCUGCUCAGCUCCACCUCCAAGUACAAAGUGACCGUCGGGGAGGUGCAGAGGAGACUGUCUCCGCCAGAGUGCCUGAACGCAUCCCUGUUGGGGGGCGUGUUGAGAAGAGCAAAGUCCAAAAACGGUGGGAGAUGUCUGAGAGAAAAACUGGAGAAGAUUGGACUGAAUUUACCUGCUGGAAGACGCAAAGCUGCCAAUGUCACAUUACUAACAUCUCUUGUAGAAGGUGAGGCGGUGCACCUUGCCCGGGAUUUCGGUUACCUCUGCGAGACGGAGUUUCCCACCAAAGCCGUGAGCGAGUACCUCAACCGGCAGCACGCUGACCCCAACGAGCUGCACACGCGGAAAAACAUGCUGCUGGCGACAAAACAGCUGUGUAAGGAGUUCUCAGACCUGCUGGCCCAGGACAGGACCCCCCUGGGAAACUCUCGGCCGAGCCCCAUCCUGGAGCCGGGCAUCCAGAGCUGCCUCUCCCACUUCUCCUUCAUCACGCACGGCUUCGGCUCGCCUGCCCUCUGCGCCGCGCUCACCACCCUGCAGAACUACCUCACCGAGGCCCUCAAAGGACUGGACAAGAUGUUCAUCAACAGCCCCCCCAACAACAACCGGCACGGGGACAACAAGGCCGACAAAGAGGAGAAGCAGCGGAAAUGAAGCGAGGCGGGGGAGACGAUGGGAGGCAGACACACAGACAGAGGCGAUACACUUCUAGCUUUACACCACUGCCACUGACAGGGCCGAAGAGGAAGAGGAGGAAGAGGAAGAGGAGACCUGUGGGCCAGUGUCAGAGAGCACAGAGGGAUGUUUCAUCUGUGUUACGUUCUUUUCAUUCCCCUGAGGACAUGAUGGUUACUGUGUUACAUCCA
Messenger RNA from Trematomus bernacchii (emerald rockcod), 1551 nucleotides. It is a transcript of the gene tfap2b, whose product is annotated as transcription factor AP-2 beta. The transcript has 7 exons. Gene Ontology annotation, cellular component: nucleus. Gene Ontology annotation, molecular function: DNA-binding transcription factor activity, RNA polymerase II-specific; RNA polymerase II transcription regulatory region sequence-specific DNA binding. Bases 29 to 1339 code for a protein of 436 amino acids. Lineage: Eukaryota; Metazoa; Chordata; Actinopteri; Perciformes; Nototheniidae. Gene Ontology annotation, biological process: regulation of transcription by RNA polymerase II; anatomical structure development; regulation of cell population proliferation. The record is from RefSeq and is a predicted model, not a curated record.